Molecule: messenger RNA, 1356 nt
Organism: Leptosia nina
Lineage: Eukaryota; Metazoa; Arthropoda; Insecta; Lepidoptera; Pieridae
Source: the annotation of a GenBank genome assembly
AUGCUACCUAUAAGAUGCUGGAAACUGGGUGAUAUUGCACUCGGUAAAAUAUGUCAAAAAGUUUAUGCCAAAGUUAAAGUUGUUAAAAAUGAAGAUGGGAUAUUUUACGAUGAUAAAGUUUUAGGAAUAUCAACCGAGGGAGACGAUGUAAACAUAACACAAGAGUUAUGCUACUAUGUGGAGAUACUAAGAACAGCAGAAUGUAUCUGGCUCCCAUAUACCAGCAUGUUCCUAGCUGAGAGAUCGCGGCCAUUUUAUGGCAUAGAUAGAGCUAAACAAUGUGUAAAAAGGAAACCAGAACUCACUACUAUAGAGGAAAGGAUGGAAGACUUUGAACUAAAUAAUAGUGAAAGUGAAGUCAGUGAUGAAGAACACUUUUCUGAUGUAGAGUUCAAUAGUUUUGAAGAAGAUGGCUCACCAAAUUUAGAAUAUGUGGAUUUGGAAAUCAAUAUAAUCCCCCCCUUGUGGGUUCAUUGGGCUGACGCAGGAAAAGGUGAUCAAAAUGUUUCCUAUCCCAUCCGGGAUACCCCACUAAUGGAUGAAGAGUUUGCACCUGAGGAUCCAUUUGAAGAGUUCAUGCGACGUCAUGAGGAACGUUUGUUUGACUCUGCAAGGAAGAGAUUGAACCAGGAUGAUAAUAAGGAUCUUCUUCACUAUAUUAACAACAUAGAUGCUAGUACAGAGAAUAAAUUUAAUGCUGUCCUGUCAAAAGAAGGUACAAAACAAGAAAUUGAGAACUAUUUAUUUCAAUGUUGGAAGCACAACUAUGAAUACAAAACCAAAACAGCCUUUCCAGAGGAGCCUUCUUCUAUACUAUCUGCACACAUAAAUUGGUGCUUAGUCUGUGGUCGGGGGGACCAUUUAAUUCAGUGCUCAGAAUGUCCAUCUUCAUUCCACAGCAAGUGUAAAAAAAAUUGGCCUGAACAUAUUGUUCAUAGGAAAGACUUGCAGAAAGAAGACAAAUCUGUAGUUGUUGACAAAAUCUUGUCAAGUACCCGUUUCAUAUGCACCGUUCAAGAGAAUAUACAAAACAAACCUAAAUUAUGCCCAAGCUGCAUUUGGGGACCUAGCAUUGGGUAUGAUGAUAUAGUAUGGCAUAAGCUUGGGCACCUGACGUGGUGGCCAGCUCGCGUGCUCUGCCCUUCUUCUAUCCCAUCCUGUUUACUUUCAAACAAACAUACAUCUGACCUUUGGCCAAUCAAGUACUAUGGUACAUUGAAUCAUUCUUGGGCUGAGUUGAAUCGCUUGUGUCUGUUUCAACCAAAGCAUUUCCCAACUUUUGCAAAGAAAGACGAAGAGUUAAGGCGUGCAGUGGCAGACGCUAGUGAUGACUACGUCGCAGUUUACCUAUCUUAA